Molecule: messenger RNA, 192 nt
Organism: Entrophospora sp. SA101
Lineage: Eukaryota; Fungi; Glomeromycota; Glomeromycetes; Entrophosporales; Entrophosporaceae
Source: the annotation of a GenBank genome assembly
AUGGCAGUAUUAGAAUCGAAAGAUUUAACUUCUUUAUCAAGAAAUAAACCACAAACUGUAUUGGUUGCUUAUAGUCACUCUAUUUAUUCUAAUAACCAAGCAAGUUACCGUAAUAAUGAAACAAUUCAAAAGGAAUCUGAAACUGUUUCAUCUAAUAAAGAAUAUAAAAGACCUGAAAUUGUCACUCUAUAG